AUGGGUGAGAACACCCCCCAGCACACCAGCACCCAAGAGACGGUACCAUCUAGCUCAGCAACAGCUAGCAAUGAUGAUGAUGCAAACACAGAAGCCCAGCCCCUCAUAGAUUCCUAUCCCACGGCCCCAGCGGCUAAGAAACACCUCACCGUCCUCAACGGCCUCGCCCUCGUCAUCGCCCUGCAGAUCGGCAGCGGCAUCUUCACCCUCCCCUCACAGGUGAGCCAGUACGUCCCGUCGCCCGGGACGGGGCUACUUGUCUGGCUGCUCGCGGGCCUGCUGGUGUGGACCGGCGCGUCCAGCUUCAUCGAGCUGGGGUGCAGGGUGCCGAGCAACGGGGGCAUCCAGGAGUACGUGCGCGUUGCGUACGGCGGUGGGAGGGGCUACGAUGCUGAUGAAGAUGAUGAGGAGAGGGGCAGUAAUGAGGAUGAAGGUGACUCAACCCGGGGAGGCAUAUUAGGGGCUACAAGAUCAGCAGGAACGACAACGCCCGUGAAGAGCCACGACCAAGUGGGACCAAAGGGCGAGCUCGCCGGCUUCCUCUUCACCUGGACGUGGGUCGUCCUCGCCAAACCAGCAGCCAACGGCGCCAUUUCCACCAUCGCGACGAACUACCUCACCCGACCGUUCCUCCCAGGCCCUUCCCCCUCCUCGCCCUCGGCGGAUAGUCUGUCGCCUCUCGCCAGCAGGCUGACGGCUCUGGCAUGUAUGGCCUUCGUUACCAUCGUCAACUGCCUGGGCGCCACGUCCGGCGCGAAAGCGGCCAACGUGUUCCUCAUGCUCAAGCUUUCCGCCCUGGGGAGCAUCAUUCUGAUGGGUCUAUUUUCUAUGGUCACGGGGUGGCGGGCGGAUGGUGUACCGGCAUCAGAGACGGGGUGGUUUGGACAGUCUGAGGAGGACAGGGACACACCGUCAUGGCAGCUGGUCGGGAACUUUGUCACAGCCACCUUUGGCGCUGUGUUUUGCUACGGCGGGUGGGAGACGGUCGGCUUCGUGCUGGGCGACAUGGCGCACCCCGAGCGCGACCUGCCACGGGUCAUCACCGGCGCCAUGAUCACGGUCAUGGCAGGCUUCGCGCUGAUGAACGCCGCUAUAUACAUCUGCCUACCCUUUGAGGUCAUUCGGACGAGCAGCACGGUCGCCGUGGAGUUUGCACGACGCACGCUAGGCUCUGCGGCGGCCGGGGUUGUCUUCUCAAUUGUCGUGUCCGCGUCGGCCCUGGGCGCUCUCAAUGCAAACACGUUUGCUACGGCCAGGCUCUGUGUUGCGGCUGCUCACCGGGGGUAUUUCCCGGCGGUCCUGGCAAACCUGCACUGCAGGUCUGAGGCGGACGAGGCCGACUGCUUAGAGGAGGCUCUGGUCCGGCUGAAACGCCCCGGGUUUUCUUUCUUGACGACCGGUGUAAUCUGGUUUGCCGAAGCAACAAGGGAGUUGCGAUGGAGGAAAGGUGUGCCAGUGUACGCAAUGCUGCUGAACGGCCUCCUGGCAGCCUUCUUCAUCGUGGCAGGCAGCUUCAACGGCCUAGUCGUGCUUAUAGGGCUGGCGGAGUACACAUGCUUCCUAGCUGCCGUGCUCGGGCUGCUCCUAAUGCGCUCACGCGAGCGCUACGAGGCGAGCCGCUGCCACAACGGCCUCAGCCGCAACAGCGACAGUGCCUCGUCCAACCGUUUCAGGAGAAGCCGUCCGUCUCGCUACCGCACGUGGAUCGGGAACCCUGUUGUCUUCAGCUCGGUCAGCGCGUUCCUCAUCCUGCGGGCCGUAGUAACCGACCCGUUCCAAGGCCUGGCCAUAUUGCUUGUGGCUGGUUCGGGGGUCGGCGCAUUUUCCAUGAGGUUUGGCUGGCCGUGGGCUAAUUAG
This is a messenger RNA of Diaporthe amygdali, 1857 nucleotides long. Its product is annotated as mino acid. Gene Ontology annotation, biological process: amino acid transmembrane transport. Bases 1 to 1857 code for a protein of 618 amino acids. The transcript has 5 exons. The record is from RefSeq and is a predicted model, not a curated record. Gene Ontology annotation, cellular component: membrane. NCBI's taxonomy places the organism in Eukaryota, Fungi, Ascomycota, Sordariomycetes, Diaporthales, Diaporthaceae. Gene Ontology annotation, molecular function: L-amino acid transmembrane transporter activity.